AUGGGCUGCGGGGCCACGAAACCAGGGGCCGUUGUGCCUGAAGCCUGGGAGAAAGUGGUAACAACAAAACCUGGCGCUGAUGGAGAAGCUUUCUGCGUCCAACGUGUGCAUCCCAUCAACUUUGAACAACUCGACGAUUGGACGCCCAGCGAUGCAAAUGAUGAUAAGAACCGCGACCGCAACGGCAAGGUGCCGGACGUCGCGCAGGAACUCGCUGGCGUCAGUACGGGCAGCGGCAGUUUCUCACUGCCCCUGGAGAUGUUUAAAGAAUUGGAGGUGAGGCUCCCCAUCCAAACCUGGCUUUAA
This is a messenger RNA of Cladocopium goreaui, 306 nucleotides long. Lineage: Eukaryota; Dinophyceae; Suessiales; Symbiodiniaceae. The record is from the annotation of a GenBank genome assembly.